GUUGGCGGCACUUCCUGAUUCGAGGCAGACGCGUCAUGUUCCUUCCAACCUUCGACUCGUGGAAUGAUGCUGCCCUAUUCUCAUGGGGUAUUGUCGGCUCCAUUUACAUCCGUCAAGAUGAACGUUCCCUGCGACUUGCGCCGACCAACGAAAUGGCUGCUGUGUUGAAAUCGCACCACGUGGUGAUAGGUCCGUUUACAACCUCCAUGCUCGACGAAGCUGUCAAAUGGCUCGAUCAAGGGGCUGUACAUGUCGUGUUGCAAACAACGUACCAGGAACUUGUUGAAGGUAUUGCGUUGGAUCUCCCGCCCUCGCGCGUUUACCUGUCCAUGACCGACUCCGAUCUUGAGCAAGUCGCCGCGCCAACUGCAGUUGCGAUGCUUCCCAAGAUAUCGUCAGGCGUGAUCCUCACCGCCACGUCUUCGUCACCUUCGAUCUCGCUCGUCGAGUUUCGAAAACUCCUGCCUGAGUCAUAUCGCGUCGUGGUUGCGAACGCACCUCUUGAUCUCUUGCCAACAUAUCACCAUCACCACGUCGACGUUGUCGGGUCACCUGCGUCGUUAGAUGCUGGAGCAACGUUUGCUCAAUGCUUGCGCAGCGAUCGCCCCGACGGAUUAUUUGCCACGGUUGUGACAGACCUCUCUGGGGUGGCGUUGGGGUUGGUGUAUUCCAGCGUCGAGAGCAUUAUUGCCGCCGUCGCCGAACGCCGCGGGAUCUUCUACAGCCGAUCGCGAGGAGGAUUGUGGCGCAAAGGGGACAGUUCAGGUCAUACCCAAGAACUCAUCCGGCUCGACUUGGACUGCGACAGCGACGCCAUUCGAUGCAUUGUACGUCAGCAUGAUGUAGCCUCUGCUGUGCCCGACACCGGCGCUUUUUGUCACUUGAACACUCGUACAUGCUGGGGUCACGCGUCGGGUAUUCGAGAGCUUCAGUUGACCCUGCAAGAACGUCUUGGGUCGGCACCAGCAGGUUCCUACACGAAGCGCCUCUUUGACGAUCGCACCUUGUUGCGCAACAAACUCGUUGAAGAAGCGCAAGAACUAGCUGAGGCAGAAGAUUCCACCCACGUGGCCGAGGAAGCUGCGGACGUGCUGUAUUUUGCCAUGGUGCGCGCAGUGGCUGCAAACGUGUCUUUCCAAGACAUUGAGGCGCAGCUCACGAUGCGUGCGAGGAAGCUGUCGCGGCGUCCCGGGAAUGCUAAGACGUAUCGCAUCGAAGCUGCCGAGGCGAUUUUGAAAGGAGACUAACCAACAACAAAGAGGAAUCGUCAAAGGUGGAAACUGGUUUACUGGUUAUCGCGAUUCCGC
This is a messenger RNA of Aphanomyces invadans, 1307 nucleotides long. RefSeq names its product phosphoribosyl-ATP diphosphatase. Lineage: Eukaryota; Oomycota; Saprolegniomycetes; Saprolegniales; Verrucalvaceae. Gene Ontology annotation, molecular function: phosphoribosyl-ATP diphosphatase activity; phosphoribosyl-AMP cyclohydrolase activity. The record is from RefSeq and is a predicted model, not a curated record. Bases 36 to 1247 code for a protein of 403 amino acids. Gene Ontology annotation, biological process: L-histidine biosynthetic process. The transcript is spliced from 3 exons.